UAAAUAAUGAUCAUCAAUAAUUAGGAAAUCGAGUACAACCUUCAUCUCUCUCUCUCUCUCUCUCUCUCCCCCUCCCAUCUCUCUGCUCCCCAUGUGAUGAUCCCAUCCCCAAAGCACCUAGCUUCGCCAUCCCACAUACAUAGCUUAACCACCUCCAAUAUUUCUUUCCUUGUCCUUUUACUAAUCUUUCUAGUCUUUUAUCUUAGGUACUGAGUCGUUGGAGUGGGCAAGAAGAAGGGAAGAUGGGGAGGAUGAGAGACAGGGAUGGUAAGAAGGGGGGCCGCGGCGGCGAUAACGCGCCGACGCUGUCCUCCUUCUCGUCCCCGUCGUCCUCGUCAUCGUCGGACUUCGAGUUCACCGUCUCGCUUUCGCCGUCGUCGCGGCAGGCGGCGGCGCAGCUAUGCCCAGCCGACGAUUUGUUCUACAAGGGCCAGCUCCUGCCGCUCCACCUCUCGCCGCGGCUUUCCAUGGUGAGGACUCUCCUCCUCUCUUCAGUCUCCACCUCCUCCUCCGACACCGCCACCACCGCCUCCCGCGACUCCAACGGCAGCUCCUCCUCCUCCUCCUCCUCCUUCUCCGCCGACCUCGGCGGCCUUCUCCCCGACUGCGACUCCUCCCGCCCCAGCUCCGUCACUGAGGACGACGCCCGACGCGUCUCCCCCUCCGCCAAGCGCAUCAAGUACCUGUCCUCCUUCGCCAUCCGCUUCUCCUCCGUCUUCCUCCACCGCGGCAGCAAGAAGGAUCGCUCCAACGAUCUCAACAUCAACCAAAUCCCUCUCCCUCCUCCUCCUCCUCCUCCUCCCUCCAAAAGAUUGAACUCAUCUCCAUCAUCGGCGAAGGAAGUGAUCAAGAAGUAUGUCAAGAAGGUGAAGCCGCUCUACGAAAAGCUCUCAUCCUCGCAACAAAAACAAAGCCAGCAGCAGCCUCACCAGAGCAACCAAAAGAAGAUAUUUUCUUUCUCAGUUAAGAGAGAGAGACUCGCCGGAUCCGGCAAGAAAGCGGAGGAUCCCGAACAAGCCAUGGCCAGCCGCAUGGGGAUAUAUUCUCACUCACACUCUUUCUCCGGUAACCUCCGGUAUCCCCGGAGGAAGCGGUGCGCCGGGAGCUGCCCCUCGUCGAUGAGGUCAUCUCCAAGCCACUCAGGCUUGCUCUGCAUUGCCGGCAUUGGCGGUGGAUUUCCCGAUCCCCCGAUUCCUUCUUCAUCGUCGAUGAAUUCGUCGAUGCAGGAGCUGCAGAAUGCUAUAGAGGGAGCGAUAGCUCACUGCAAGAGCUCAAUGACUCAAUCCAGUCAGAAUAAGUCUUCGGCUAUGGCAGGCAAUGAUGGCGACGAGAUCUGUGGAUCUCGACUAGAAGUUUAAGACUGCUGUUACCUUAUAGUUAGAUCUCUAUGGCAUGCUUUUAGUCAGAAAAAGAAAAAAAGAGAUGGUUUUGAAGUAGUAGCUGCAGUAAGAAAAAAGCUGUGAUGUGGUCAGAUCCAGGAUGCUGCUGCUAUUUUGUCUUUCUCUUCUUAGUUUUUGUUUCUCUACUAUGCUUAGCAUGGUUGCUGUACUGUGACUCUCUUUGUUCUUUGUUCUCUUAAAUUCUAACUCCAUCUAAAUCAAGUCCACAAGUUCUGGU
Molecule: messenger RNA, 1617 nt
Organism: Phoenix dactylifera (date palm)
Lineage: Eukaryota; Viridiplantae; Streptophyta; Magnoliopsida; Arecales; Arecaceae
Gene: MAKR1
Product: membrane-associated kinase regulator
Cellular component (GO): plasma membrane
Molecular function (GO): kinase inhibitor activity
Source: RefSeq, a predicted model, not a curated record